AUGGAGAACGCAAAAGCAGUACCAACGGGUUGUUUCAAGUGCGGACGACCAGGUCACUGGUCUCGUGACUGUCCAUCAUCUUCAUCCUCCGUCCCAUCAAAUUCUAAUAAGACAAGCGGCGCCGUUAAUGUUUCGAAAACGGCUACACAGGAGAAGCCCAAGAAAGUCUCAAGGACCAGGCCUAAACUUACCCCUGAUCUUCUUCUCUCUGAUGAUGGCUUCGGUUUUGUCCUUCGCCACUUUCCUCGAGCCUUCAAAUGUCGGGGUCGUGGCCACGAGGUUAGUGAUUUGGGGAACUUAAUUGGUUUAUACAGUGAAUGGCACUCUCAUUUGCUGCCUUAUUACUCGUUUGAUCAGUUUAUACAUAAGGUGGAACAAGUUGCUGCCUCAAGACGUGUAAAGACAUGUAUUAGAGAUUUAAGGGAACGAGUUGCCACUGGAGGGGAUCCAACAAAAUUUCACGAAGCUCCGGUUGAGCAUAAUGAUCAAACUUUUGACCAAGCACAUGAUGAGGCCAUGAGCUCUGACGGACCACUUAAUCACCAUGGAGAUCCAUCUUCUAACAUUGCUGCUGCUUAUGAUAUUCAGAAAGACCUACUUGAUGAGAUUUACGAGAAAGCUACUGAAAGUGGGAUGGUUGGUGAUGAUGUUGGAAAUGGUAGCUCUAGAAAUGGAUCAAUAAGUGAAGUGGUGAAUAGUGGAGGUAGUUGCAGGGAUGAAGUUGAGAUCACAGAGGAACAGAGAGCUCGUAUGGAAGCUAACAGGUUGAAUGCAUUGCAGCGAGCCGCUGCUAGAGCUCGCCCAUCGCAAGCAUCUUGACUGUAUUUCUUUAUUUUUUUAUUUUUUUAUUUGCCAGAAUGCGAAUGUGAUCCCAUCUUUUUCUCCAACUUGAUCGCUUUCUUCACUAUAUCAAAUCCAAUAGGUACAAACUUCAACUUGCUUUCACCUAAUAUCCUAUUAUUUAAUUAUUUUCCUUUUCAAAUAGGGGUUUUUUCUC
Molecule: messenger RNA, 997 nt
Organism: Pistacia vera
Lineage: Eukaryota; Viridiplantae; Streptophyta; Magnoliopsida; Sapindales; Anacardiaceae
Product: TIMELESS-interacting protein
Exons: 5
Coding region: 1-819 (272 amino acids)
Biological process (GO): replication fork arrest; DNA replication checkpoint signaling; replication fork processing
Cellular component (GO): replication fork protection complex; nucleus
Molecular function (GO): zinc ion binding; DNA binding
Source: RefSeq, a predicted model, not a curated record